AUGGGCUGGAAGAUUGUUCGGGCUGUGGACAGUGCUUCGGGGGCCGGUCUGUCUGUCCGUGGCCUAUUGCCCCCCAGCGACAGAAGCCAGCCGUCCCGCUGUGCGUCACUAAUUCGCUCACAUUUGACGUCGAGGAAGGAAAUCGCGAGCAAGCUUGCAUUCGCCAAGAAAUGCAGAAUACUGUCCAAAUGGCCUGUGCUUGUAGCGAGCUCUGUCGAUGGGAGAAAGGGUUAG
Molecule: messenger RNA, 234 nt
Organism: Protopolystoma xenopodis
Lineage: Eukaryota; Metazoa; Platyhelminthes; Monogenea; Polystomatidea; Polystomatidae
Source: the annotation of a GenBank genome assembly